This is a messenger RNA of Suillus subalutaceus, 514 nucleotides long. RefSeq lists its product as uncharacterized. The transcript has a single exon. The record is from RefSeq and is a predicted model, not a curated record. The coding region runs from base 93 to 368 and encodes 91 amino acids. NCBI's taxonomy places the organism in Eukaryota, Fungi, Basidiomycota, Agaricomycetes, Boletales, Suillaceae.
UCCUAUGCAGGGUGCAUGGCAGGCCCUUCGUUACAACUGCUUUUCGUUCGUUCAAUCUGCUGCCGGAGACUAGACUGUCGCGCUAACCCAAAAUGCAUUCGCCAUUCUCACUCUCCUCCUCGCAUCACCCACCGAACGCGACAUACGUAUCAUCAACGUCACCUCCUGUCCUAGAUGCACUCCCGUCAUUCGGGCAGGUACCCAAGACAAUCCACUCCACCAUCCAAGUCGUCAGCGACAGGAUGCAAAAGUCCAACAUCGUUCCCGUAUCUGUGUAUACUGGGCUCUCUACAUCAGAUACCAUUGCACCGCUAUUAACGCAGUUCGAGGACGGGAUCAAUCCACAUUCGGUAUCAUUCUUCAUUUGACUCGAAUACCUAGAUACUGACGCUUCCUCAGGUAUAUGUUCACCCAGCCCCCGACAUCUGCAAUGCAAUCAGUGCUGCACGUUCUCUUUUUCUCAACGUCAUUCAAGAGCAAUGACUGCCAACGUACAGAUGCUCCAGAAGAAGUG